This is a messenger RNA of Clonostachys rhizophaga, 417 nucleotides long. The record is from the annotation of a GenBank genome assembly. Lineage: Eukaryota; Fungi; Ascomycota; Sordariomycetes; Hypocreales; Bionectriaceae.
AUGUCCGAGUCAAAGAAACCCGAGGAGGUUGAACUCACUGUCAUGAAACCGCCACCACCCCCAUCGCAAGACUCGCCCACUUCCCCCGUCGACAGUGAGGACGAGGACUCCGCUGAACAGCCUGCUGCCAAGGCCCAAGACUUCGUUCUCCCUCGCUUUGACUUUGAACGUCCCCAACGUUUCAUGGAUCCGGAGCGAUAUUUGAUCGAAAUUAUCCAGCAUGUCCAGGAUGAUGAUGGCGAGAUGGUCGAGGAUGAAACUGGUGAAGUUGAUGACAAGUCUUCUUCAUCAGAGAAAUCCCCGGAUGAUGAAUCAUCCGAUGAGAAGCCAUCCGAUGAGGAGCCAUCCGAUGAGAAGCCUUCGGAGGAGAAGCCCCCGCAGAAGAAGACAUCUGGCGAGGAGCCAUCCGAUGAGUAG